AUGUUUAGGCUAGGCCAUGUUGCCACGUUGACGAAUAAGAAAAAAACUUGCAUCAUUGGCCCUUACUUCAUCGAAGACGGUAAUGGUCGUGCUGUUACCGUGAACUCAGAGCGCUACGUCGAAAUGAUCACCAACUUCUUUUUCCCUGAAUUGGACGUUAUUCGCCCUCUCUUCCCUGGUCGCCUUAUUUCCAGGUUUGGUGAUGUUCAUUGGCCUCAGGAAUGUUCUGUGUUUCUGUUCGAAAAACGACAAGCGGAAAAGUUGCACAAACCGAAACGAAAAGAAACGGUGACCGAAAUACUCCGAGCUUCCGUUCGUCAGCUCGAACGCUUCCGACAUCCGAAAAUUCUGCACGUCGUUCACGGGAUCGAAGAGUGCGCCGAAACGCUCGCGUUCGCCUCCGAACCGGUCUACUCAAGUCUUGCCAAUAUUCUGGCCUUCCAUCAGGAAAGCAACAUCAACCACAGCGGCAUGAAUACAAUGCAACAGCAACAGCCUAAUCUCAGACCUACGUACGCUAGGGAUUACAACUUUUUGGAUAUGGAAUAUAAGUAUGGAAUACUUCAAAGUCAUAGCCUAGUUUCUAAAGCGUGGAUAGAGGAAGUCAUAAUCGCUUUAUCAAAUGCAGUUUCGAAAAAUGACGGUUCACGUGAACAAAUACAAAAGCGGUUCUUACUGCUUAAUACUGUACCGCAAAUUUUGUGCAGAAAUUACAGAAGUAAAAAUAAGUUGGUCUGCAUAUACAAAACUUCGCCCUGGUUGGUGCAUUCCUGUCGGACCAAGUGGAACUCACAAUGAUUCCAUGAGGAGUUCGUUACCCUUAAGAUCCGACCUGCAUACAGCGAAAAGUGUCCUUUAGGACGAACGUUUGCAUUUUCCGCUGAAAUUGAGACGACGAGACCUUCCCUAGUGAAAUCUUCAGUCUAA
Molecule: messenger RNA, 927 nt
Organism: Brassicogethes aeneus
Lineage: Eukaryota; Metazoa; Arthropoda; Insecta; Coleoptera; Nitidulidae
Source: the annotation of a GenBank genome assembly